Blastomyces dermatitidis ER-3 is the source of this 168-nucleotide messenger RNA. RefSeq lists its product as uncharacterized. NCBI's taxonomy places the organism in Eukaryota, Fungi, Ascomycota, Eurotiomycetes, Onygenales, Ajellomycetaceae. The transcript has a single exon. The coding region runs from base 1 to 168 and encodes 55 amino acids. The record is from RefSeq and is a predicted model, not a curated record.
AUGAUCAUUUUCACAGCUGCUGAACAUUACAUUUGUGGUGAUGAGCAAUCGAUUUGGGAACGCUACGCACAAAAUGCCCGUACGCCCGCAAGUGCAGUUGCAAACCACAAUGAUGUCAGAUUCUACUUUGGUGGCUACAAGAUGUGCAGGGAGAGCAAGGCCUUCUAA